This is a messenger RNA of Guillardia theta CCMP2712, 1534 nucleotides long. RefSeq lists its product as hypothetical. Lineage: Eukaryota; Cryptophyceae; Pyrenomonadales; Geminigeraceae. The record is from RefSeq and is a predicted model, not a curated record. Gene Ontology annotation, biological process: protein O-linked glycosylation. Bases 1 to 1485 code for a protein of 494 amino acids. Gene Ontology annotation, molecular function: protein binding; protein N-acetylglucosaminyltransferase activity. The transcript has 23 exons.
AUGCGGGUAGCGACAGCGUUGCUUAUGCUUGCUGGACUUGUUGCAGCGGGAGAGUUUGAGAGAAUCGGGCAGCAAGCUCUCUUGGACUUCAAUCAGCAGAGAUUUUCAGCCGCUCUCCGCGGCUUCCAGGAGCUGAAGAAACUUCAGCCGAGAAACCAUGAGAUCUUCAUCGCCAUCGCGCAGACACAUCAAGCCAUGGGCAACGUCCAGGCAGCGCUGGAUGAGCUGCAGGCGGCGGUAGCGGCUAUCGGGCACCUCCAUCCUCAAGUGUGGGAGGUCUACCUCAAGAUCGGAGAUUUGCUCAAAGGAGCCGGUGACUUCACACAAGCUCUGCGCGCAUACGAUGCCGCGCUGGAAGUUUCACCCAAUCAGGCAUCUGUAUUUCAACAAAGAGGGGUUCUGAAUCAAGAGCUCGAUGCCUACGAGCAAGCUGAGAAGGGCUCCCCCGGCUUUCUUCUUUCUAAUUUCAAACCUUGGUCAGGCUGGAGCGGCUUGGGGAUCGCUUGGAUGUACCUCGAACACGUGCUCCCUGACGGCAAACCCGAGGAAUACGACAGUUAUGAUGAAGGCUCGAUAUUCGCCCUGAGGAGAGUCAUGGAGCUGCAGCCCAAGGACAUGGUCACGCUCUCAAACCUCGUGAUGGCGGAGAAUCGCGUGUGCGAUUGGUCGUUGAGGGAUGUGCAUCUGAAGGCGAUGAAACAAGCGCUGCGAGAAAGAGCGUCGAGAAAAGAGAACUUUGCUCCUCCUUUCCACGCCAUCGAGUUUGGCUACUCGCCCAAGGAGCUUCUCGUCAACAGCAAGUGGGCAGCUGCUGGAGUGAACAUUGUCUGCUAUGCGCUUUCCAGCGAUGACAGCUCAAAAGAAAGUGAGGACGACAUUAUCCUCGCCUCUUUCAAUCAGCUCUACAAGAUCGAGCCAAAGAUCUUCAACGUGUGGAUGGAAGUCAUGAGGCAGGUCCCUAAGUCGAAACUUUGGCUCCUCAAGUUUUCCAAGGCUGCAAGCAAAUAUUUGCUCAAGGAAGCAGCUGCGGCAGGGGUGAAGGAAGAUCGGCUCGUAUUUCAUUCCAAAUUCCCUAAAGAUAUUGAGCUGCUGGCUAAGAGUCACGCGGAUCUUUUUCUCGACACGCCGCUUUUCAACGCGCACACGACUGGGGGUGACGUGCUGUGGGCUGGGAUCCCCAUGCUCAGCCUUCCCGGAGAGAACUUCGCUCAGAGGGUGGCGGGCGGUUUGAUCCGCUCGGUGCGAAUGAGUAACGUCUCGCUUGUCAGAAACUUAGACGACUAUGCGCAUGUUGCGACCAAGUUAUGCCGCAAGACGAAGGAGAUGAGGGAGAUGAAGAGACUGCUAGGAAGAGAACGAGAGCGGUUGCCGCUCUUUGCCACCAGUCUCCUUACUUCUCAUGUCGAGACCAGCAUGAAGAUGAUGUGGGAGGUGCACGCAUGCGGCAGCAAACCUCGUCACAUCAUAGUCGCUGAAAGGUUCUGAAACAAGGGGAUCGAAUCGUAUGCAAGGAUUUAAAACAAGUCCUGACACG